AUCAACCACGAGGCCACCGUUGUUCGACGAAACCAACUAUUCCUAAUGGAAGGAAAGGAUGAGGAUUUUCAUCCAAUCCAACGACUACAAACUGUGGUUGAUAGUCAAGAACGGGUGUGGAGUCCCGAUGAAGAAAGUCGGUGAGGUCAACGUCCCCAAAACCGAAGAGGAGUUCACUGACAAAGAUUGCAAAAAGAUGGAGCUCAAUGCAAAGACAAUAAACAUGAUUUAUUACGGUGUUAAUGCGGAUGACUACCGCAAAAUCUCGCGGUGUGAAACCGCAAAACAAAUGUGGGAAAAAUUGGAGGUCACCUACGAAGGAACCGCGCAGGUUCGGGAGCCUAAAAUUGACCACCUCACUCACGAGUAUGAACUCUUCUCAAUGAAGGAAAAUGAGAAGAUUGAGGAAAUGUUUGAGAAGUUCUCUAACAUCAUAAAUCCUCUCAAUCUUCUCGGGAAAACAUACACCAACCGAGAGCUUGUGAGAAAGGUGCUGCGAAGCCUAUCCCCCAAAUGGCAUUCAAAGGUGGACGCAAUCGAAGAAGGUCGUGACUUCCAAACAACGACCUAUGAUGCUCUUCGAGAUGAUGACAGCGACAACUCCAACCUCGAACUCUUUGUCCGAAAAUUCAAGAAGAUGAUGCUCAAGAAGGGAGCCAAGGAGAACACUCCACCCAAGUGCUAUGGGUGUGGUGAAAUUGGAUACAUCAAACCAAUGUGUAUGAAGCUCAAGAACGAGAAGGACAAGAGGGCACCGAAGAAGCAACGUGCCUACAUUUGUUGGGAGAACGACGGCUCCGGGAGUGAAGACUCGGAAAUGGAGGAAGUGGCCAACUUAUGUCUCAUGGCCAUUGAAGAUGGAGAAACAUUAAAAGAGGUAAGUGAUCAAGAACCUUCUCCCAAUGAUCCUUGAACUCUUAAUGAUGUAGUUUGUAUUGUAAAGGAAUUAGUAGGAAUGUUCAAAAAGGCUUCCAAAGAAAAUAAUGAAGUAAAGCAAAAAAUCCUGA
This is a messenger RNA of Cuscuta campestris, 1007 nucleotides long. The record is from the annotation of a GenBank genome assembly. NCBI's taxonomy places the organism in Eukaryota, Viridiplantae, Streptophyta, Magnoliopsida, Solanales, Convolvulaceae.